GCCCUCCUGUAAUUUUUGCCAAACAGUUGAAUCACAAUACCGUUUUCUAAAAUUCGUUGGACUUCGCUAACAAAUCUGUUGAUCCCAUUGACGUUUCCCACUCCACCACAUUCUUCUUCCUCUUUGCAAGAAUGAGCCGUAGAAGCAAUCGAACACUCUACGUGACGGGCUUUCGCCCAGGGAUGCGUGCACGCGAUCUGGCUUAUGAAUUUGAGCCUUAUGGACCCUUAAUUCGUUGUGACAUUCCUAUUCCUCGCAAUCCAGAAGCAAGACCCUUUGCUUUCGUGGAAUACGAGGACCCACGCGAUGCAGAGGACGCGUACCACGAAGUCCAUGGUCGUCGCAUCGAUCGGGAUGUACUUCGUGUGGAAUGGGCUCGUCAGUCGUUCAGCUCACGCCGUGAAGAACGUCGCGGUAGAUUUGGUCAGGAACGUGGUCGUCCACGCUACCGUUCUCGAAGUCCGGGUCGUCGUUUGAGUCCUUACCGUCGUUCUCCCGGUCCUAAGUACGGCAAUUCACGGUUCAGUCCUCGUCGUCGUUCUGGAAGUAGGAGUCCCCUUCCCCGCCGAGACUCGUUCGACGAUUCUGCAAACAGUCGGGAGCGCGAAAGGGAACAGUAUGACACGAAUGAACGUCCUCGUCAACCGUUUAAGUCUGAAAACAUGCAAGACGAAAAGGCUCCUCUUUCUUCCGAGCAAGAUCACGCUCCCGUCCAUGAACAGUAUCCUAGCGAGGCUCCAGCUACUACUGAAAAUGCGACAGAUACUGCUGCAGCAUCUGCCCAGGAACAACCAACAAAACCUGCAGAAUCUGAAAAGGCUGCCAUUGUUACUACUACUGCUGUUGCUGCUGCUGCAGAACCUCCCCAGCCAGAAGUUUCUGAACAAACAGAAAAGUCUCAGCAAGAACAAAACUCGCAGCCAGUUGAAGACAGUUCGAAUGAUGCUGCACCCGUUCAAUCUGACAACUGAGGCGGUUUUAUUUCUUCGGAGCUUCAUUCGUGCAACUUGCUCCAGUUUUGAUUACUGUUGAGUUCCAGGAAUAAAAAACCAAUUAAAACAAAGCUCAUUGGUUUCUUACUGACAGUACAACAAACAAUUCAGCUUACAAACACAAUCCCACACUCUUUAUUGUCUUUCUCUCUUUUUAUUUUUUUUUUUCUCUCUUUCUCCCUCUCUCUUUCUUUGGCACAAUCAAAAAAUCACUGUAAUUCGCUUCAAAUUUGUCUGUGCCAUUCAUUCACUAAUCUUUCACACUCUCCCACGCAAAUUUAAAAGCAUUACUCCUCUACAUUCGUUCAAACCAGUUUAUCGUUCUGAUUUAUACAUCUCUCCGCUCCUUCUUUUACAGUAGUUUAGAUCGUGUACCUUACUUCGCCAAUUCACACUGCUCGGUUGUAGCGAUUUCCUUCGCAUGACCUCUCUCAUCCGUUCCCAUAUAAAGCUGCGCUUUUCCCUCCUUGAUAGGUGCGCGGCCAUUUGUAUUACACAGCUUUUAGAACAAACAGUGUACUCGUAGACUUACUGUAGAAUGAGUAUCUGUCACUACAACAGAAUCCUGAAUCACGCGUGUUUAUUUCAAACAUGUAGCCUCUGUGAGUAUUAAACAGUCAUAAAAAUGUGCGGUUACUUGAUAUUAAUGUCUACAACGUAUGCAGAUUCUUUAGAACGAAUGUUUUAAAAGGGCUUAAAUGUCAUCAAGUGCAUUCGCGAUUCUUUCCUUCUUUUUCGUAACAAGGCUUUCCUUCCACUCUGGUAACAGCUCUUUCACGGCUUCAGGUUUGUAGGUAGCAGCAAAGAAACUUGCCUCCGGCAAACGGUUACCAGAACGCAGAACCUCAAUACACUUGUCUGGCUGGUUGAGAUGGCAGCAUCAGCGAGCUUUUCAAGACCUUCAACAUUGUUGGAAGCGGUAUAUAAGAGCAACAAAGAACUGUGAUCUUGAGCUUUUGUAAAACAUUCCUCAGCCAAAACAAAGUCCCAGUUAUUGAGGGCCACAUCACCAAGCUGUCUCCAUUUUGAAACAUCGUCCAAUGAGCGAGCAAGAACAGCCGCGGUUUCCAGUUGGCCGGCUUCUAACGCAAGUUCAAAGCGUUGCUCAUCAUCUGUAGACAGGUCCAAAGCAGCUUCCUUAUAACCAAGAUCAGAAAGAAAAUCAGAAAGCUUGCUUUUUUCAUCCUCGGGAAUUUUAUCGAGAAUGGAUUUGGCUUCCUCGAGGUUUCCAUCAAGAACAGCGGUUUGAUACUCAACCACAUUCAAAUUGAAAGCGUAGCUGAUUAUAUUCAAGUCACGAUCAGCAAGAUAAAUCCGUCCAUCUCUGGGCAAGUAUCCUAAAAGAUAUACGUAGUUCUCAACGCUGCUGAUUUUAAAGACUUGAUCGGCAACAAGAUAGUUGAGACGUCCAGAGCCUGUGCAGUAAAUGAACGUAGUACCAACCCACUUUCCGCUGACGACAACAUCGGAACUCUCAAAUACUGGUUCAAAAGCUUCUUCUGCGCCAUCAUCUGCAAUAGUAUUU
Messenger RNA from Schizosaccharomyces japonicus yFS275, 2517 nucleotides. Its product is annotated as SR family protein Srp1. The record is from RefSeq and is a predicted model, not a curated record. The coding region runs from base 132 to 971 and encodes 279 amino acids. Gene Ontology annotation, molecular function: nucleic acid binding; RNA binding. The transcript is spliced from 4 exons. NCBI's taxonomy places the organism in Eukaryota, Fungi, Ascomycota, Schizosaccharomycetes, Schizosaccharomycetales, Schizosaccharomycetaceae.